GCAAUGGGCACCGCGCGCCGUUUCGCGAUGAUACCCGGGCCCAAGCCCUUACCACUAAUAGGCAACUCUUGGCGCUUUGCCAUCGGCAAAAAGCCUUGGCGCACUCAAUCACUGGACGUCACAUUGUGGAAGUUACGUGAAUUGGCUGGAACAGGUGGUGCUGCGAAAGUCGCUAAACUAUUUGGGCACCCUGAUUUGGUUUUUCCGUUCUGUGCCGAAGAAACCGCGAAAAUAUACAGACGUGAAGAUUCCUUACCGCAUCGAGCGGUCGCUCCGUGUUUGAAGCAUUAUAAACAAGAGUUAAGAAAAGAUUUCUUCGGAAAUGAACCGGGUUUAAUUGGAGUGCAUGGAAAACCAUGGUCAAAAUUCAGGUCUAAAGUAUCAAAGGCACUAGUAGCACCAGAAGCUGCUAGAUCCGCAGUACCAUGCUUAGACCAUGUAGCUGAGGACUUCGUCAAACAAAUGGACAACAUGCUGGAUGAAAAGAGCGAGCUUCCAGAAAGUUUCCUCACAGAACUGUAUAAAUGGGCGCUUGAAUCUGUAGGAGCUUGGGCCCUAGGAACUAGACUAGGGUGUCUAAGUAAUGACGAUGCUGCUGCCAAAGAAAUUAUCAAAAGUAUACAUGGGUUUUUCCACAGUGUACCCGAACUAGAACUGUCUGCGCCACUGUGGAGAUUAUAUUCAACUCCUGCGUAUAAGACAUACGUAAAAGCAUUAGAUUCCUUCAGAUCCCUCUGCUUAGAAAGACUAACUGAUAAAGGAAUAUGUGCUCACAUUGCUAAAAUAUCGGGAGAAAAGGUUGCUACUAUUUUAGCAUUAGAUUUACUCUUAGUCGGUGUAGAUACAACUGCAGCGGCCGCAGCGAGUACAAUAUACUUAUUAGCGAACAAUGAGAGAGUCCAGAAACGAUUACAAGGCGAAUUGGAUAAUAAUCUGCCUAAAGGGCGACCCCUUACUUGCAAGGAUCUAGAUCAGCUUCAAUACCUACGAGCGUGUCUAAAAGAAGCAUUGCGAAUAAAACCGGUGAUAUUGGGCAAUGGAAGGUGUAUACAAUCUGACGUUGUCAUAUCGGGAUAUGAGGUUCCUAAAGGAUCGCACGUUGUGUUCCCGCAUUAUAUUAUGUCAAACGAAGAGAGAUACUUCCCUUCACCAGAAGAAUAUGUACCGGAGAGGUGGUUAAGAGACACAAAUAAGCUUGAAAUGGAGAGCACAAAUACAACAGACUCUAAACAUUCCAAAGCAAUGAACAUAUGGAAGAAACAGCGAGAAAUAGGUAUCCAUCCAUUCGCUUCCUUGCCGUUUGGAUUUGGACGACGAAUGUGUAUUGGCAAAAGAUUUGCAGAGGUCGAACUACUGUUACUGCUUGCAAAGGUGUUUCACAAAUACCACGUGUCAUGGGGCUACGGGGAGCUGACGUACAGCGUAACCCCCACUUACGUGCCUAACGAACCCCUGCAGUUCACACUCGAGCGCAGACAAGAGAGACGCCAAUAACCAAUCAGAGGCUUCAAUUAAUUCAACCGUUCGAUUGAUUUUUAUCGUUAUUGUAAUCUAGUAUGCGCUUUAUUCUAGGUUAAUUGAAGACUGAAUACUUGACAUAACUGUUGUUGUUUUUGAAUUUAAAACUUCAAUUAUGUUUCAUUAACUUUUCACAACCAAAAAUCUUAGUGUAGACUGUAGGCAAUUAAGAGGCUAUUAAAUAUUAUCAAUAAAAUUUUAAAUAUAUAGCAUUCUUUCCAGUUCCAAUAUCAGCACCGCUAUUAAUUCUCUAUAACCGCUUUCACAUAUUAUUAUUUAUUAUAGACAUUUUGCAUUAAUGAAUCUUUUUUAUGUCAUAGAGUGCGAUACUUAACAAACAUAUUAUGUACUUUGGUAUUGAAAAUAAAAAUCCUAAUCGAAAUAUGUUUCGAUAUUCGUGUACUAUGGUACAAACUGUUUUCCGAACCGGUGCUAAAUAAUCUUUUUGCAUUUUGACGAUUCAAAAGCGCUUCAAAAGUAUGAAGAAAACUUGAAAAAAAAAUCGUAUUUCAGCGCAGUAUGUAUAUCAAAGUUUUGAGUUCAUCCUCGUAAGUCAUCAUCUAGUUUCGACCCAUCCAAAUGUUCUAUAACAAAAGCUAGGUACCUACUAGAAGUACUUACUAUUUAGCGGAAUCGUUGAGUUGGUACUCGUUGGAGCGUCCAAAGCACUCCUGCACGCCGGCGUCCGACCAGAGCCUCUUCAUGGCAGCCAGCAGCUCCUCGCUGAACGGCUCCGUGUCCUCCAUCCGUUGGAUCACAUCGAACACCAUCUUGCCGUCGCUCUGUGAAGUUAAAUUCGAUUUAGUAUUAAACUCUAUUAUGUUAUAUGAUGGACUAUCUCUAUUGAGACAUGAUUUAUAUGGACUGAUGGCCUAGCAAGACGUUUGAAAACAGGAGUAUUU
This is a messenger RNA of Colias croceus (clouded yellow), 2420 nucleotides long. RefSeq names its product probable cytochrome P450 49a1 (gene Cyp49a1). Gene Ontology annotation, molecular function: oxidoreductase activity, acting on paired donors, with incorporation or reduction of molecular oxygen; monooxygenase activity; heme binding. The coding region runs from base 4 to 1494 and encodes 496 amino acids. The transcript is spliced from 7 exons. Lineage: Eukaryota; Metazoa; Arthropoda; Insecta; Lepidoptera; Pieridae. The record is from RefSeq and is a predicted model, not a curated record.